ACCACUACAAUCCGUUAAUACAAUAUUAGUUAAGAGUUUAGGAAGAAGAUUAAAGGAUCAAAUGAUAACAAAAUCUUUUAAACAUAUUCCUAGUUCUGCUAGGUGAUGAGCGGCUUGAUUCCCCUCUCUAUAUAUGUGGUUGAAGUUUGCUGAGGUAGCGUGAAGGAGAAAGGAGAUUUUCCUGAUUGUAUGCUUAACAGACUAGGGACCUGUAAAUGAUUAUUCCUUGAAUGUGUUGUAGCAAUUCCUUACAAUCAGUUUCCACAUUAGUGAGGACCAUUGCUCCUGCUUCCAUUAGUGAGGAUGCCGCUAAAGCAAUCUGCUCCACCUAUCGUGAAUAGAUUGUUAAAGGCAGCAUCAAAAUUGAGGUUGAGGUUGUUGAUGGCCUGUUUUCCCCAGAAAUCUAGUUUGACUUUUAGAUUGGCGGAGCCAUUGUUGCUAGGAAUACGUCUAGCUUUGUAGAGAGUCUGUCUUGAGGAAAUAAGUUUUUUGUGCGGAGUGGCCUAUUGACUAAUUCGUUGUGUACUGGGGCUCUGGGAGACUUGUUGUUUAAUAGAAGGAAAGUGUACUGUGUUAUCUCCAUGUAAUGGAAAGCAGAAGCCCCGGAUGAAGAUGGCCUUUCGUACUCCCAGGGGGGAUUCUCUCCGGAUUUCUUCGAUAGAAUCUCCGGGGCCACCAAAGUUGGAGUGGGGGUUUGAAAUUAGAAGACGGGUUUCCAAUAGAACCUUCUGGAGGUGGUUUGGAGGAAGGUGUUGCGCGAGUUGCAGGAGUUUGAGGAGGAACCGCUUCCGGGAUACUGACUUCCUUGAUAGAGACCCUAUCAUCUUCAGCAUUCCCAGGACUAUUUGCUUGGGUCCUGGGGUCUUCUUUGGCAGCAGUAUUGGGGGCCCCUUCAGUAGCGAGGGUCCUGGAGGUUGUACGGGCAUCACCCUCAGGAACCCCUUGGACAGCGGGGGUUCUGGACUCUUCAGCACAAGUUUCAUUGAAGGGAACCUCUUGGACAGCAGGGUUCCCAUGGCAGCAUCUGCCCAAGUCCCUUGGUCAGUCGGGGCUCCGGAGGUAGUGGGGGCAGAGUCACAGAGAUUCUUUCUCCUGGUCUCAUCGAAGAAGAAGAAACCUGCAUGGGUGAUAAUAUCUCUGGUGUGCGAGGAGUGCUCAACAGGGGCUUCACCCUUUGACUGAAUGAAAUAUUGAUGGAUUUGGGGAAGGAACUAAGAUUGGAGGUUGAAGAACUAAGCAAUUGAAGCUUCAAUGCAAUGGAAGUCAGAAACUUGAACUGGAAGGUAAAUAAAGAAGAUAGAAGUGAUUGAUGACAAGACUUAAUAAAUAGAGAAAUCGCGUUGGGUCCCGAGGCAUGAUGAUGAUUGGAAACGGCAAUAUUGAAGUGACAGUUCUAUCACAGCGUUUCCCAAGAAUUAAGUCAUGAGCGUUUU
Molecule: messenger RNA, 1433 nt
Organism: Cuscuta campestris
Lineage: Eukaryota; Viridiplantae; Streptophyta; Magnoliopsida; Solanales; Convolvulaceae
Source: the annotation of a GenBank genome assembly